This is a messenger RNA of Sungouiella intermedia, 1638 nucleotides long. The record is from the annotation of a GenBank genome assembly. NCBI's taxonomy places the organism in Eukaryota, Fungi, Ascomycota, Pichiomycetes, Serinales, Metschnikowiaceae.
AUGUUCUGGAAAGCCCUUCGACAAGGGCCCAAAUGGACCUCUGCAAACGCCAAGAAUGUAUUGAUACGAUUUAACAGUACAGACGAAUUUAAUUAUCUCCACAGAAAAGAGCUCAUUAGCAGAUCUCCACAGUCUUACUACCCGACGAUAUCUUCGGUGCGGUCAUCGGCACCAGUUCUACGAAUUCCCGAUUUUGUACGGUCCUAUGGACUGAUAGACUUUAAAAAGUAUGAAAACAAGCGCCACUCCGAUUUGGUCCAAGUGGAGGGGCGCGUUAAGUCCAUACGAAGGGCAGGCAAAGCUAUGUACUUCAUUGACAUAGUCCAGGAUGAGACAAAACUUCAGCUUUGCGCAUCCAACAAGCUAUUGACAGGUAUGUCGAGUGAAGAAUUCUCAAAAAUUCACACUUUUAUUCGAAAAGGUGAUCACAUCGUUUGUGUUGGUCAUCCAUCUACAACAAAUGUGGGAGAACUUACUGUUAAGGCCAUGGAGCCUAUUAAAGUGACAAGUCCAUGUUUGAAUUCCGUCACUUUGCCGGACAAAAUGAGUGACCGCAAGUUGAUAAACAGCCAUAGAGUCUUGAACUACUUGGUUGAUGUUGAUCUGAAACAGAAAAUCUUGGUCAAAUCAGCCGUGACUGGAGCCAUUAGAGACUUUUUGACGUCAGCCGACUUUGUUGAAGUACAAACGCCAGUCAUUGCUGGGGCUGGCACGGGUGCAAAUGCAGAGCCAUUUAUCACAUCCCUGAGAGCGUUGUCGGACGAAAAACUCCUGCUUCGAGUAGCACCAGAGCUUUGGCUCAAGAAACUAGUAAUUGGAGGAUUUGACAAGGUGUUUGAGAUUGGAAUGAACUUCCGGAAUGAAGGAAUUGAUGCAACACAUAACCCAGAGUUCCAAACAUGUGAGUUCUAUCAAUCAUUUACAUCUCUUUCCCAGUUGAUGAAAAUUACUGAGGAUAUGUUUGCUUUCAUCUACGACGUGUUAGACAAGAAGAGUGACAAGUUGCAGAUAUUAAGACCUCAAAUCAAGAAGUUAAAAGCUUUUGGUGCUGGUGAUUUUCCCCGCUACGAGUUUAUUCCAAUGAUGGAAGAAAAGACUGGCUGCAAAAUGCCUAAUGUACUCGAUACGGAGAAUUUGCUUGAGUUCUACAAGCAAAUUAAUCUCGAACCACCAUCAACUAAAUCGCCUGCAGCACUUCUAGAUAAUUUAUCGGGAAUAUUCUUGGAGUCGAUUAGCGAAGAAACGCCCGAUGUUCCAAUAUUCAUCUACAACCAACCAUCUGUGAUGUCCCCCCUCGCCAAAUCCAGCAUUGUGGAGUAUGGCGAACGCUCAUUUGAUGUUUCUUUGCGCUUUGAACUCUUUAUCAACGGUAAGGAAUAUGUGAAUUCAUACGAAGAAGAAAACUCUCCGUAUGCUCAAGCUGAAAAGUUUGCCUUGCAGCAACAAACAAAAGCAGAAUUCAAAGAUAACGAGGCACUCAUUCCAGAUUGGUUCUACGUCCAGCAAAUGGAAUAUGGCUUACCUCCUACAGGAGGAUGGGGAUGUGGAAUAGAUCGACUCAGUAUGUUAUUCAGUGGAUCUGAAAGAAUAGAGGAUGUCUUGACAUUCGGCACGCUCCGGGACGCUAUCCGGCAAUAG